GACAAUUCAAUAAAAAGGGGGGGAAAAAAUGGUAAAAUCCCUUCUUAAUUGCCCAGAAUUCACUCCCCCAUCGCAACCCCGAUCUCUCCUGGAGUCGAACAGUCGAACCAGACGCAGAAGAGAGCAGCCAUGGCGAGUGAUUCGACCCCGACUCAGCUCAAAUCCGACUCCAUAAUGGAGCAGAUGAAGCAACACCUCUCCACCGACGCCGGCAAAGCGAUCACCAAGAAGAUCGGCCUCGUCUACCAGAUCAACAUCGCCCCGAAUAAAAUUGGGUUCGAUGAGGUGGUCUACAUCGUCGAUCUGAAGAAAGGAGAGGUCACUAAAGGGCCAUAUGAAGGUGGAAAACCUGAUGCUACUUUUUCCUUCAAAGAUGAUGAUUUUAUUAAGGUUGCCAUUGGAAAAAUGAAUCCUCAAAUUGCUUUUAUGAGGGGAGCGAUGAAGAUCAAGGGAAGCCUUAGUGCAGCGCAGAAAUUUACUCCCGACAUAUUCCCAAAGCCAUCGAAGAUGUGAGCAGUUCAAAAGGGUCUUCAUUCCAGGCGUUUCUUAGUCACUCUCGUUUCGGCGGGAAAGAAGGGGAAAGAAUGAAAAGAUUAUUCCAGCCUCACAAAAGUGAAAGUUGUAUGAACUAGUCCUUCACAUGGCUGUCAUGGUGAUGGGGCAACAUAAGUAAUGAGAUAUGGAACAUGAUGAGGGACUUUUACUCCAAGUUCUUUUGCAUUUGAAGCUCUGUUAAUACUUCUGUUAUAUUGCCCCUUUUCUCUUUAAAUUUACAGCACAGUCAUAUCUUUUUUAUUCUCUUCCUUUCAUUUGAAGGACAUAAUCUAUUUCCCACGAUCAUGAUUUCACUCAAAUUCCCAAUGUG
Rhodamnia argentea is the source of this 865-nucleotide messenger RNA. RefSeq names its product sterol carrier protein 2. The transcript has 4 exons. Lineage: Eukaryota; Viridiplantae; Streptophyta; Magnoliopsida; Myrtales; Myrtaceae. Bases 130 to 513 code for a protein of 127 amino acids. Gene Ontology annotation, cellular component: cytosol. The record is from RefSeq and is a predicted model, not a curated record.